AUGUCCCUCCCUCCCCGCUUUGGAGAAGAAAGAAACGCAGGAAGCUGGCGGGCGGCCAAGGGGCUCCAGCGCUUCCGGGAGCCGCUCCCAGCGUGCUCCGCAGCCGUGCUCCGCAGCAGUGUGCCUGUGGACGCGGUGGGGACGGAGCCCAAGGGGAGCGAGUGCUGUGCUCCUGCCGUAUCGGGCCUGAGUUCGGGCGUCUCUUCCCGUGGACAUCAGCAUCAGUGUGGUGGGGAUUCUUUGGAGCUAGCCAGCUCCUUGCGAGUCCUGACUGUUUGUACUGAAGUGCUGUGCCUACAACUGAGCAUAAGCCUGGAGUUCUGGGUGCCUAAUAAGAAACGCUAUGGGAUAAAGGUUUUCACGUUUCCUCUCAAAAAACCUACAAGACACGGCAGCAUUCUGAGCAGAGAGUCUCCAGCUGACAAGAAACAGAAGGUUGAACGCUGCAGUAGUACGCACGACUUUGAUCCGACAGAUAGCUCCUCCAAGAAGACAAAGUCUAGUUCGGAGGAGAGUAGAUCCGAGACGUAUGGUCUUGUUCAACGGUGUGUUGUUAUCCAACGGGAUGAAAAUGGAUUUGGGCUGACAGUCAGCGGAGACAAUCCAGUCUUUGUGCAGUCCGUCAAAGAAGAUGGAGCAGCCAUGCGGGCUGGAGUGCAAACAGGUGAUAGAAUUAUCAAGGUGAAUGGCACUCUUGUAACACACUCAAAUCAUUUGGAGGUGGUAAAGCUGAUCAAGUCGGGUUCCUAUGUAGCUCUCACUGUUCAGGGGCGCCCACCAGGGUCGCCCCAGAUUCCAUUAGCUGAUUCUGAAGUGGAUCUCGCAGCAUUUGGGCAUAUGUCUCCCAUCAUGACAUCUCCCCAUUCACCUGGCACAUCAGGAAAUGCAGAAAGGAUUACUAGCCCAGUGCUUGUUGGGGAGGAGAAUAAUAUUGUCCACAACCAGAAGGUGGAGAUUCUGAAAAAGAUGCUACAGAAAGAGCAGGAGCGGCUGCAGGUACUGGAGUUGCGUGAGUUUGAGAGGGGUGGAGGAAAGUAUGGUGCAAAUAAAAAGUCUCUGCAAGAAGAGUAUAGCCGAUCACCCACCACACGACUGCUCAAAGAGAUACAGGAAACGAAGAAGCACAUUCCUCAGCUGCAAGAGCAGUUGUCCAAAGCCACGGGCUAUACUCAGGAUGGAGUCUUGUCCUCCAGGUCUGUGAUGGAAUCACUGCAGAUCAGUGAAGUGGAGGCAGAGAGCGGGGAUUGUGUAAGCAAACUGGAUUACAGUGGUGACAGCCCAUCCCGACCAAACAGUGACAUUGCUGAUAGUCCUCGCAGUGGCUUGAAGGAGCGGAUUUAUCUGGAUGAGAGCCCAGAAAAGACUGAGGUUCAAGAUACUGAUUCCCAGUCCAGUGUUGGAAGCCCGUUAUCCCGAGGGGGGCCUCAGAUCAUUGGAGCAGAGGAUGAUGACUUUGACACUGAGCAGGAGCAGAUUAAUGGACAAUGCAGCUGUUUCCAAAACAUCGAGCUCCUGAAAUCUCGCCCAGCUCACCUGGCUGUUCUUCUGCAUCAUGUGGUGUCCCAGUUUGACCCAGCAGCGUUG
Fulmarus glacialis (Northern fulmar) is the source of this 1584-nucleotide messenger RNA. RefSeq names its product rho guanine nucleotide exchange factor 12-like. Gene Ontology annotation, cellular component: cytoplasm. The annotation marks the transcript as partial. Gene Ontology annotation, molecular function: G protein-coupled receptor binding; guanyl-nucleotide exchange factor activity. Lineage: Eukaryota; Metazoa; Chordata; Aves; Procellariiformes; Procellariidae. Gene Ontology annotation, biological process: G protein-coupled receptor signaling pathway. The transcript has 15 exons. The record is from RefSeq and is a predicted model, not a curated record.